This is a messenger RNA of Mugil cephalus (flathead mullet), 2394 nucleotides long. RefSeq names its product haloacid dehalogenase like hydrolase domain containing 5 (gene hdhd5). Bases 225 to 1577 code for a protein of 450 amino acids. NCBI's taxonomy places the organism in Eukaryota, Metazoa, Chordata, Actinopteri, Mugiliformes, Mugilidae. The record is from RefSeq and is a predicted model, not a curated record. Gene Ontology annotation, cellular component: mitochondrion. The transcript is spliced from 8 exons. Gene Ontology annotation, biological process: glycerophospholipid biosynthetic process.
AUGCGCGUCGCUGUCUGUUGUGAAUGGUGUUGUCGUUACACUCUCACCAUGAGGAGACAGGGGCCGAGUUUAGUCUUGACUCUCGCUGGUGGAGGUACCAUGACACGUUUUUUCUGUUGCCACAUUUGCACUUAGUCUUCGGCUGCAGUUAGCUUAGCUAAACCUAGCGCGGUAGUGUCCGUUUUUGUUCGUUUACUGAUUUUUCCACCCAAGUGCCUGGAGAGAUGCAGAGAUUAAGGUGUUUGAAGAGUGGCUGGCAGCUGCUGAAAUCAGUCUGUGAAGGCGCAGCAAAACAAGCAAACACCUUGUCUUCGACCUCGAGAAAUUACAGCCAUCUCCCCCCUCAGGGCUCCUUCGGUCUCCUCUUUGACAUUGAUGGGGUGCUGGUACGAGGCGGUACGCCGAUCCCCGCGGCCAAGCAGUGCUUCAGGAACCUGGUGGACCGCAACGGGAAAUACAAGGUCCCCGUGGUUUUCGUCACCAACGCCGGGAACUGCAUGAGACAAGCCAAAGCCGAACACCUGUCACACCUGCUCCAGGUGGAGGUCUCCCCGGACCAGGUGAUGCUGUCCCACAGUCCUUUGCGGAUGUUUACCAAGUUCCAUAAAAUGCGCGUGCUGGUGUCAGGACAGGGGCCCGUUGAAGAAGUCGCUCACAAUUUGGGUUUUGAGGAUGUUGUUACAGUAGAUACGCUCAGAGAGGCCUAUCCUGUUCUCGAUGUUGUGGAUCACAACAGAAGGCCCAAAGACCAUAUCCCCCCUACUAAAGGCUUACGAACAAUAGACGCGGUUAUCUUAUUUGGUGAGCCAAUCAGAUGGGAGACCAACCUCCAGCUUAUCGUGGACGUGCUUCUAACCAACGGAAACCCUGACGACCCCUGGACCUCCAUGCAGUACCCUCACAUCCCGGUCCUGGCCUGUAACAUGGACCUGCUGUGGAUGGCGGAGGCGAAGAAUCCCAGGUUCGGUCACGGCAUGUUCCUGGUGUGCUUGGAGAGUUUGUUCAAAAAGGUCACAGGCUACGAUCUGAAGUACGAGGCUCUGAUCGGCAAACCCAGCGUGGUGACUUACAACUACGCCGAGCUGCUGAUCCGACAACAGGCUGAAAGCCUCGGCUGGAGCACGCCUGUGAAGAGGCUGUAUGCUAUAGGCGAUAACCCCAUGGCGGACAUUUAUGGUGCCAAUCUCUACAACCGCUACCUCCAGGCAGCUCACCGCGCCAGAGCCCAGAUGCAAGCUAAGAGCGGCGGAGGAGGAGGCGCGGAUCCUUUGACAGAAACUGUCGGCAAGGACCUUAAAAUGACGUCCACAGAACUGGGUGGCACAUCCGGUGGGUACGUGGCAGAACAGGACCUCCCCGAAGAGUGCUGCUCCAUGCUGGUGUGCACAGGCGUGUACAGCAAAGACCAGGAGGAGCUGCCCCGGGACCCAGAGCAAACGGUCACGGAGCAUCGCAUCUUCCACGGCCACAGGGACUUCCGCUUCGACCCCACCCUCACGCAGCCGUCCUUCGUGGUGGAGGACGUAAAGGACGCGGUGGAGCUGGUGUUCCAGCAGGAGGGCUGGCCUCUGGAUUAGCUUCUCAAAGCUUUGAGAACGCAUCCCAUCAUUCUUUUUUAGUUUUCGCACGUGAGGCACCGCCGUCAGUGUUAGAGGUUCAAGCCGCAAAAAGCAACAAUGUGCAGUUUCAACACUAAACACAUAGAAAACAUAGCGCAUGGCAGCAUCAGAGUCUGCAGCCUUUUUAUAUUUUUUCAUGAACAACACGUCGCUGUUUCCGUAUUUGCAGUGUGUAGUCAGGCGCUCACUGAACACCUGAGCUUCGUUGCCUCUGUUUUACAGCGCACAUAGUUUUUGAGUUACGACAUUUAGACUUUUUAUAAAUUAUCAAAGAGAUGGUUUGCUAUGUGAAAAUACCUUUAACUGUUUGGGUAAGGAUGGAUUUUAUUUUUUAAAAGGGUCAUCUUACCUUUUGUAGGUCUUACUAAGCGUUUUUACAGCUGUCGUGUUUUCAGCUUGAUUUUAUUUUAUUUUUUUCAAAGCUAAGGUUAAUGCAUUGCACCACUAAUGCAGAUUAGAUUAAGAUCCCAGGUUUCACUUUAGUCCCUCAGGAGUUAAGAUCUUAUUUUUUUUUUUGUUUUGUUUUGUUUGUGAAAGCAUUACACAGUAAGUCUCUGUGGAAACGGGUGCUAUUUUUCUGUGAAAUGAUGGCAGUUAUAGAUGUUAAAGUCUGUGUUUCGGAAGAUGACAGGUGCAGCAAAAAAAAUAUUUUAUCUUGCAAUUGAGGUUAAAAAAUGUUGACUCUAAUUGCAGGUUUAAACGAAGGAGCUGUGGUUGUGUACUGAAAAAGCCAUACUGUGCGGAAGAACAAUUAAAAAGACUGAAAGAAGUUGCA